UGUCACGCCUCCAGUGACUCCACCGAUCAAUAAAACCUUAGAUUUCAAUUGUGACUCAUUUAAAAUAGUUUUUAAUAUAAAGUUGAAAGAGUGAAAUCGUGAAUAUUGUGACAUUAUUCCGCCCUCAGCUCCAGCUGCGUGUCUUCAUUUCAAAGCGGAACUCUAUUUGACUUUGAUCCUGGUUUGUUGUUUCCACACGGGAGGAUACACGGGAUCGUCAUUACGUAGCUGACAUGGCAGCCCUCCGGACGGCUCUUCAUGCACGACUUGUCCAGUCUCUCCCCUUCUCUACUGGCUCACUGCGGUUGUCCAGCUCCUUCAAGGCAGCAGACCUCAGCAUCGAACGCAGCACAGCAUGCAAGCCGAAGCCCGACCCGUCCACGCUGGUGUUCGGCAAACAGUUCUCCGACCACAUGUUGACCAUCAACUGGUCGGAGAAGAGUGGCUGGGAGACCCCGGAGAUCAAACCUUUCCAGAACCUGUCGCUGCAUCCUGCCAGCUCGGCCCUGCACUACUCUAUAGAGCUCUUUGAAGGCAUGAAGGCUUUUCGUGGCGUCGACAACCACGUCCGCCUCUUCAGACCGAUGCUGAACAUGGAGAGGAUGCACCGCAGCGCCGAGAGGAGCUGUCUGCCCCUCUUUGAUAAAGGUGAACUGCUGUCGUGCAUCAACAAGCUGGUGGAGGUCGACCAGGAGUGGGUUCCUUACUCCCAGGACGCCAGUCUCUACAUCAGACCCACCUUCAUAGGAACUGAGCCGUCUCUCGGCGUGUCUCGCUCAGGACAGGCCAUGCUCUUCGUCAUCGUCGGUCCGGUGGGGCCGUACUUCGCCACAGGAUUCUUUAACCCCGUGUCUCUUCUGGCCGACCCUGCGUUUGUCAGAGCCUGUAAAGGAGGCGUCGGCGCUUACAAGAUGGGAGGUAACUACGGUCCCACCAUCUUGGUGCAGACCGAGGCAGUGAAGCGCGGCUGUCAACAGGUGCUGUGGUUGUACGGCGAGGAGGAGGAGAUCACCGAGGUCGGCACCAUGAACCUCUUCAUCUACUGGACCAACGAGAAAGGAGAGAGAGAGUUGCUGACUCCACCUCUAGAUGGCAUCAUCCUACCCGGAGUCACCAGACAGUCUCUGCUGGACCUCGGCAGAUCCUGGGGAGAGUUUAAGGUGACGGAGCGCACCAUGAGCAUGAAGGAGCUGCUCGGGGCUCUGGACGCCGGGAGGAUCCUGGAGGUGUUCGGAGCAGGGACGGCGUGUGUCGUCUGUCCUGUCGGCUCCAUCCUCUACAAAGGAAAGACGUAUCCUAUCCCAACGAUGCAGAACGGUCCCGAUCUGACAAAGAGGUUCCACAAAGAACUGACUGAUAUUCAGUAUGGACGCAAACCCAGUGAAUGGGCACCACUUGUCGUUUAAACGCCCAUUUUGCACACGUCACUCAGUCCCCUAAUUCCAGUUUGGAUGGCCAGACUCCCUUCCCUUCCUUCCCUUCCCUUCCUUCCCUUCCCUUCCCUUCCCUUCCCUUCCCUUGCUCUGGAUCCACUAACGCACUCCUGCUGCUUCUCUUCUCUUCCGUCUUCUCGGGAAAAACCACUUUCACGGAAGUCCCUUCCUCUGCAGACGCUCACGGUAGAAGACGGCCAGUGGUUUUGAACGCGGCCGCCUGCUUUUUCUCAAAGCAAUAUUAACACUAAGUUUGACCUCGAGAUAACGCACUCAAACAAAACAAUGGUCAUAGGACAAAGACGUGGAGAUUUGGUGAGAUCUGUUACAAACACAAAUCGAAUUCUCUCCUAAUGCUAACCCGAUCACAGUUAAAGGGAUAGUUCAGGUUUUUUAAAAGUGUGGUUUUAUGAGGCGCUGACAAACAGACUUUGCCGUCAGCACAAUGUGCUCAGUGGGGACUUGUGUUACUCAGGAAGUGUAAUAAUCAGGGUUCGAGUGGGUGCUUGAAAUCCUUUGAUUUUAAUGUGUUUGAAAGUUUUUUUUUUUUUUUAGAUUUUAAACAAAUAUUUGAAUCAAAAAACAAACAAACUGGACAGUUUGAUUUUUAGAUGAUUCUAUUAUAGCAUAAUAUUACCGUCUCUUUUAUUGUGAAAUAAUAAUUUUGAGUGUGUAUACAUAUAAGGUUAACCACAGAUUUAAGGUGCUUGGAAAAAGGUAACAUUUUUGAACACGAUCAUGGAAAUGAACAUUUAACGAUAUGACAAAUAUCUACAAAUAGCCAUCUUUGACUGUUUUCUUCAGGUUUCUCACAAUGUGACCUGUAGCAUGAAAUGUAGCAUUAUUGCGUUAAAUUAUCUUUUUUUAAAAACACUAAAGUCUAAACUAAAAGGCUAAUACACUGCAGGUGUUACACUCAAAACAUUAAGUGCAAAAUAUGUCCCAUUCAAAUGUCAUGUUUAUCUUUUUUUGAGGAGCGAACAUUAGCAUUAGCUAAAAUGUCUCCAACAAAAAAACAAAGCGUCUUCAGGAAAAAAAAAAUAUAUAUAUAUAUAUAUAUAUAUAUUGUCGCCUUUUUAACGAUGUCAUUGUGUGACAUAAGCAGAUUUGUGACUCCAGGUAAACGACAAAGAGAGAGGAUAUGUCUUUACGUAUGUUUUGAUUGCGAGAGACAUGACGUACUGCACGUUUAACGUCUUAACCUCAUACAACCACAUUUGAAAUAAACAUGAAAUAUCCCUUUAAAACAACAACAAUGUACAGGAAGAAAAUGUUGGAUGGUAUUAUUUUUACUGUUGCUUGUCAAGGAAACGUAUUAACGUACGACUUUAUUCAGAAUUGUUACAUGUGAGUUGUUGACUAUCAUCGUCAUCAUAGGAUGUGGUUUUGUUGCUGUUGUGUUUAUAUACUGGUGGAAAAGUGGAAAUGCGGGCAGAUUUUUAAACGUUUGUUGUUCUUUUUAAGUAUUGUCACAAAUGCGAUGACUGAAUGACAUAAGGGGGGGCGAGGUCAACAUAAACGUUAAUGCACAGAAAGCCCGCGCCGACCAGUCCGCCCUGCACUAGUUAGUGUGAUUACGAUGAAAACGUCAAUGUCUGCGAACAGAAAGUUUUUAAUGUAGAUUUUUACGUUAAGGAAAGAAACAAACAAACAAAAAAGUCAGAAUUCUGACUUUAUUUAUUUAGUUUAUGUCCCUAAUCCUCUUCCGUAGAUUUCCUUGGUUAAUUUGUUUUUUCUCGUCAAUUGUCUUCCGGCUGUUUUCUUUCUUCUUUGCUGAAUAUAUUUUUAUCUUCACACACAAACUCUGUCCCUCUGCUGUGUCUAAGUGCCUGACCUGUUAGCCUGUUAGCUUUGUCGUUGUCUGUGCAGUCGGGGUUUUUAUCCAGAUCCAAUGUGUCUGUUUUGUUUGUUAUUUUAAAAAACAUACCAUUACUUUUACUUGGUUGUUGUAUUUACAUUAAACCUGAUCUGAAGUGA
Solea solea (common sole) is the source of this 3410-nucleotide messenger RNA. RefSeq names its product branched chain amino-acid transaminase 2, mitochondrial (gene bcat2). Gene Ontology annotation, cellular component: mitochondrion. Gene Ontology annotation, biological process: L-valine biosynthetic process; L-leucine biosynthetic process. Gene Ontology annotation, molecular function: branched-chain-amino-acid:2-oxoglutarate transaminase activity. The transcript has 11 exons. The coding region runs from base 234 to 1406 and encodes 390 amino acids. The record is from RefSeq and is a predicted model, not a curated record. Lineage: Eukaryota; Metazoa; Chordata; Actinopteri; Pleuronectiformes; Soleidae.